Messenger RNA from Sitodiplosis mosellana (orange wheat blossom midge), 1357 nucleotides. RefSeq lists its product as uncharacterized. NCBI's taxonomy places the organism in Eukaryota, Metazoa, Arthropoda, Insecta, Diptera, Cecidomyiidae. The record is from RefSeq and is a predicted model, not a curated record. The coding region runs from base 126 to 995 and encodes 289 amino acids. The transcript is spliced from 2 exons.
GGAAUUCCGACCAAUGUUUGAAUGAGCAACAUUCACCUUAUUAUGAGUGAUUUCGUUUUAGUAUCCGAAACCAAGUGAUAAAAAAGUAUUUUGAGUGUUAUAAAUUAAAGAUUACAAGUCAUACAAUGGGCCAAUUGAUCGCUAAGCUAAUGAAGCGUGAAUGUCGUACAAAAUUGAAAUGUUUGAAGACUAUCGAUGACUCUUGCCUUGCGCAAAAAUACCCGAAGACACUACAGCGAUUGGAUAUAAUGUCAUAUAUUGGACGAUUUUAUAAGGAUGAGCUGAACACAUUUUUCAAACUGAAUCCGAAUGUACGCAACCUUGCCAUCCACGUAUUUUGCAUGUUGAUGAAUCAAAGCUCGCUCAUCGAAUCGAACAUCAAGUUAGAUGAUUUAACCAUUGACGAUUGGAAAGUAUUGGAUGAAGUAUACGAUCUAUUGAAUUGUCUUCAUGAGCGUGGCUUUUAUAAACGAUUACACUACUAUGCGGUAAAUCGUAUCCCACCAAAAGAUAAGCUAGCAAAAUUGCCUGGUCUUGUUACGUUAUUCGUACAUUCAUGGAAUAAUGAUCGGGUGAUUGAACUUCCAGAACUGUCUAGCCUGAAAGAACUGAUUUUUUAUAGUAACCAUAUCUACAAAGAAUUGGAAAAAAUUCCUAAUUUAUGCAUUAAUCUCGAGCGAUUAGUCAUUGUUGACGCAAUUUUUGAUGACAUUUUGCCGUUCAUUCGCCAUUCAAUGAAAUUGAAAGAGAUCGAAAUUAAAUUUCUCAAUGAAAAUACACUAGACAUUGUAAGGCUAGAUAAUGAACGCAAAAAACUGAAUGGAGCACAAAAAGUGAUCAUCUUCGUUAGCGACAAACUUUAUUUUGCGACAAAGUGCAUUACAAACGAUGUUAUUCUCGAUUUAAUUGAAAUAAAAAACAACGAUCCGCAUGAACAAGCACACAAUUUCCAAUCGCAAUUUUUCCAUUUAUUUUCGGAAAACAGAGUUUAUUAGUUAGAAGUAUUGAUUGUUUCGGCAAUUUUUUUUUCUUAAUACCAAUUAUUAUUUUCUUUAAAUGUACAAUUUUUACAAUGAAAACCGAACAGUUUUUAAUUAUUUUAUAAUUAUUCAUAAUAUUUCAAUGAAUAAAGUAUCAAAAGUUUAUUUUUGUAAUCAAACGAAUGCAAAAAAUGAUCGGAGUUGGAUUCUUUGAGUGAAUGUGAUAUAGAAUUUUGUGAUAAGUAGUUUAUAAUGUACUGAUAUGUUGGUAACGCUACUAAGUUCAGAACUCAACCGAAUAUGAACAAAUACUUUAAAUAAUUUUUCACUUGAAGUUUCACUGUUCCCCCCAAAAUAUAUAUGAUUAAAUUAUCAGU